CCGGACGAACUAACUAUCAGGUAUUGCUUUUUCCGGUUGAAAAGCCUAGAGUGAUAUCUGAUAGGAGCGUUGGUGUUCUUUGGUUCUUGGUCUAAGGCGAUCAGAAGUAUUCUGAGAACUUCAGAUCGACCAUCGAGGAACAUCAACCGUGUCAUUUCUGGUCAACUACGAUCGGGGGUGUCACAAGUCACGUGUUACCAUGUGUCGGUCUCCUAUCCUUGGUGAUGCCGAAAUGUUAAUUUUCAAGUCGCCAGGACUCGAACCCUGGUGGUUUCACCGUAUUGGGCUUUUGCCCUCAAGUUAAUCACCACCAGUCCACAAGUCAUAGUUCAAAUAUAUAUAUUUCAAUGUCCACAUGUAUAUUGUGUUAUAAAAACUCACAUAUACACCGGUCAUUUGUACAUCAAAUAGGUUUUAACAUACAUUUAGUGGUUUGAAUAUUAGAAUGGACAAUAUUUUCUUAUAGCAACUGAAAUCGUUUAGCAUAAAUAGGAGCGAGACAUUUGGGAUUUUAUGAAAUUUUAUGAUUUUAAUGAUUUUUAAUAACCUAUUUUAGUUCAUUUUAAACAAUUUAAGUUACAUUUAAGGUGUAUAUAUUGCAUUUCUGUAGUUAUAUGCAUAUCACAGGGACUAAAAUGCAAAUUUAGAAGUUUGGAGGCGAAACUAAAGAGCAAUUUGUUAAAGGACUAGAUGUGCACAAGUGACAUAGUUAGCCAUUGUUUCUCUUGAGCUUUUCCAGCUAGUAGGAGGGGCAUUAAAUAGGAACGAAGGUCAUGGCGAUGAUGAAUCACAACGAGAAAAGAGGAGCUGAGACACAACAUAGAGGACUGAGGCACAUUGAGAGCGUGACGGACUGGAUUCAAUUGUCGUGUGACACCACGAGGAAAAUGAACCUGACAGCUUGGAGAUCGAGCUUGGUUGAGGCUCCCAUGCGAUAUUGAAGCAUUAACAGAGUACGGUGACGCGAGAAGACAUAAACGCCAUGGUUGAAGCUUGAAUCGAUGACAAUAUUGACGUCGUUGUAUACAUCAUAAUUAUAUCAUCAUCAGAGAUAUAGCUUGACAUAUCUCAAAAGAUAGAUUGAAUAAUAAAGAUACUGAUUCAAAACAUAUUUUCUUGAAAAAAGUUCGAGAAAACAACAUUCAUUUUAGAAAGUAAAAAAGAACUCAAGAGGAAGAAACGAAAAAUAAAAAUACAUGGGACCCACUUUAUUUUCUUUGCGACAAAGAAUUGUGAUUAAAUCUUGUAGAAAUCAGAUGUUAAAUUAGUUAGGGUGAUAUCACUUAGUUACAAGCUUAUUUAGUUAGUUUAUAACUAAAAAUUGAGUUUGGCAAGAAAAAAAAACUAAUCUAGUAGCAGAAACUGUUUCAUAAUGUAAUAUUAAACUAGAAAACUGUCCCAAAGUGUAAUAUUUUUCUUUAAAAUAAGGUAUAAAAGGGCUUGACAAAAAAAAAACAAAUAUGGUAUGAAAAAUCUGAUUUUCUUGUGACUAGGUAGUUUUCAGAUAACUCAUCACUACUUUGGUACUAAAACUGAUUAUAGAGGGAAGUGGAGUUUAAGAUGUGGUGUAAAUAUAUUCGUACAUGGUUGUAAGUCGGCAUUGCCAUUUUGGUAUCUAGAUCCAUGCCUUGAUUUAGAUCUGUUCUCUUGUAAUAGUACUUACCAAAUAAGGACAAUUCAACAAAUCAAGAAAGAACAAGGGAAUGUUUGAUUUGGCAGAUAAGAUAUGAUUUACUGGAGUCACGUGAACUUACACUCCCACCCCGCUUUAGCUAGUUGGGAUAUCAUUUGUAAUUGCUCAACUCUUUACAUUUAUUUAUUUUUCCAGCUAUUUUUUAGUGUUGUUAACUAAAUGUUCCAUCUCCUCACAUUAGUUUAUGUUUCAUUUUAGAGCCCAUGUCUUGACUUCCAUAUAAAAUGACAAAACUCCCUGAAAAAUUAUGUCUUCUCCCACGAAUAGUAACUUCAUACAUGUUACAUAGUAGACAAAGAAAGGGGAAAGGCCAAACAGAAAGGGACAAUACUAGUACAAGCAUCAAAUCGAUUAAGCUCCAUUGAUCCGAUCUAUCAAAGUAUAAACAAAAAUUAAGCUUACCUAUUUUAAAUAGUAAUAUCAAUAGAUUAGGCUCUCUGAAACUUUUGUGUUCUCUUUCACAGGCUCUGAUACCAAACAUGAAAACUUGACCGAAUAAAGCAGAAUCAAUUUUAUAGACCUUUACAUCAACAACUUAACAACUGAACCAACGAGAAACUAGUAUCGCUUUCAAAUUUAACAAAUCCCUAAAGACUAAGCCCUGCUUAACUAAAAAUCUAACACAAAACAGAACCGUGAUCAGUUCAAAUGACUAAAUAACCAAUAUGUGCACAUUACCAUUUUGGUAUUUAGCUCCAUGUCUUGAUUUAGAUCUAUUCUCUUGUCAUAGUACUUACAAAAUACGGACAACUCAAGAAAGAACAAGAAAAUGUUUGAUUUGGCAGAUAAAAUCUGUAUAAUUGGAGUCACGUGAACUUACACCCAGUCCGCUUUAGCUAGUUGCAGAUGUUUCAUUUGUUUCUCCAAAUCUUUACCUUUUAUUUAUUUUUGCUGCUAUUUUAUAAUUAUUGCUAACUAGAUGUUACAUUUCAUCACACUUGUUUAUGUUUCAUUUUAGAGCCUAUGUCUUGAUCUCCGUGUUAAAUAGCAGAAUUCCUUGAUAAUUCUGUCUUCUCCCACAAAUAAUAACUUCAUGUAUGUUACAUCGACAAAGAAGGGGAAAAGCCAAACAGAAAGUGAAAAUAAAAGUUCGCAUCAAACCGAUUAGGCUCCAUUGAUCUGAUCUAUCAAAAUAUAAACAAAAAUAAGCAUAUCCUAAAUAGUACGAUCAAUAGAUUAAAUGUUUCCUAAGUGUCUUUUACCAGUAUAUUAAACAGCAAUAGUAAUAUCAAUAUACUGGAUGAUAAUCCGCACGCACGCGGAAUGGGUUUUUAUACUAAUGUUUGUUCAUUAAAUAGUUUUAACAUUUUGCAACACUACAAUUUUUAUCGAUGUAAAAUGACGAAUACAAAUGUUGGUCUCUUAAAUGUAUCAUCGUUGUUGAAGAGUUAACGUAUUACAGCUCAUUUUAAUUAUUUUUAAGAAAUUAAGUUUUGUGGCUGACACAAAUCACCAAAACCAGAUAGAGAACAUCAAUUGUAAAAUGACGAAAGAGGAUUAGGUUUUAUGCUUACGAUUUUGUUUACUAUUGACUCUCAAUAAGUGAUUUCAUUUUCUACAUCUAUAAAAUUGUGUUUUUGUUCUCGUUUUUGUUUCAUUGAUAUUGAUAUCUUGUAUAUUUACAUGUUUUAAGCAUCAUUCUAGUUCAUAUAUAGACCAUUUAGAUCCAUUUAGAGUUUGUUUAGGCUGCAUUUGUGUGUUUUCAGGUUUGGAGAAGUGUUAAUCAGGUUUUGGAGAUUAAGAGGUCAUAAAACGUUCAAGAUGAUGAAGCUUGGUGUGGUAGCAGUCGACGACCGCGACCAACUGGUGCCCGCGAAAGGACAGUAUCACCGCGUGCGAAGCGUCGCAGAAAGAAGCUGACCGCAGCAAGAUGUCGACGAAAUGGAACCCUCACCGCAACCAUCUUCUGCGGGGUAGUCAUGACCGCGGUAGUAUGUCGUCGAAACUGUCCAGUUGAUUUUGCAGGUGAUGAUCGCAGGAUGUACUGGUCGCGGCCAUUGCAUGUGUUUCGUGGGUGAAGAUCGCGGGGUGGAGAGGGUUGCAGCCGAGACAUUAUAUAGCUUUGAUCCAUCUUUUAGUUGGGCUGGCCCAAAAUUGUUGGGUUUACCCAAUUCGAAUUCUAGCUUAAUAUAAAUAUGUUUUAGACCUAAAGGAUGAGAUUAUCUUGUUUUCUAUCUAAACACAAACCUAUUUUGGUGAAAUAUUCAUUUUUUAGCUUCUUUUCAUCUUUAUAUCUUGUGUUUAUUGGAUUAUCUUGAUCACUAAUCAUGAUUAACCUUAAAUCACCAUUGGUUUUUGGGUUUAUCAUGUCUAUUAGUUAGUAGUUACCUUUUGAAUCCAUAGGUUAGGUAGAUCUAGAGUGAUUAAUGAAGAGUUAAGGUGUUUAAUGAUUAAAUCUCUUUGUUUCUAUGCAUACUGAGUGUUCUUGAUGCUUGAUUUGACUUGAUCACUCUCAUCUUGAUAAUAAGCUAUAUUUUAUAUCCGAAAGGUAUUUGUUAAAAUGUUUGACUGAACUUAAUAUUGCUCUAGCUUGAAUAAUCAAAUGGAUUUGAUGUUAGGCUUGCUAGAUGGUUAGUAGACUUGAUUAUAAUACUUGCUUGAAUGAUUUGAACCAAUGGGAAUUGAUAUUUGAUUCAUGAUUGCAAAGGGAUCUCUACCUUGGGAAAUGAUUGAUCUUUAUUUGUGUUCUAGACCUAUAGGAACUUGUGAUUGCUUGAAGUUAACAUCUUGACUUCGAAUUAAUUGCCUUGUGUGAAUUACCUUAAGUCCAUGGGUUCUACUUUUAUGAUUUGAUUGAAAACUCUAGUUAUUGCUCUUGUUUGUUUGGUUAUUGAAUUGAAAUCACUUAACUACCUUGAUUGCACUUAGAUUAAGCAUUACUUGCAUUCUCUUUGUUUCAUGAUCACUUAGGAUUGGAUUGACAUCUAUCUUUACUACUUUGACAUAGGAUUGUAAAAGUCCUUAUCAAAUUUGGUGUCGCCGCCGGAGAUCAAACCCGGGUCACCCGCGUGACAGGCGGGAAUACUUACCACUAUACUACAACCGUUCUCGUUUCCGUUUCAUUGAUAUGAAUUUAGUUUUUUUUUCUAAGAAUUCGGUGAAUUACAUAAGUGUCAAUUUAAAAAGAUUGUCAUUUGUAAAAAUUAGUUUCACUCUAGAUACAUAUCUAAGAAUCAAAAUUUUGAAGAAAAUCACGGCAAACUCGAUUCACAAGUUAGUGUUCAAAUCUAAUAUAUCAAGUUGUUAUAGAAUAUAAGUAGAGACUUGAAAUAUAAAUGGUUGUCUAGUAUAUAUUCACUCGUUCUGUCUAAAAAUCCUCUAAUUUUAGAACAACAAAACAAAUAGCUUAUUUUUAUUAACCUACAUUUUUGAGGUUUAGUUACUUAAGAGUAUACCGAUAAAAAAAUAUAUAAUACUUUAUCAUUCUAUGUAAACUAUGUAUAAACUAAGAACAGUUUUAUUUAUUAAUGAUAAACCAAAAAAAUUACAAUAAAUAGUUCAAAUCUCUCAUUCUUACAAUCAUAAUAACUAGAUAAAGUAUUAUGGAGAAACAAAUAUUAAAUGAAUGAUUAAAUCUUUCAUUCUUCGAACAAACUCAAAAGGAGGUGAUUGGAAUCUUGUCAUAUUAUUUCAUUAAAAGCUUUUUAUGAAUAAAAAUCAAAACUAAAUUAUUUAAUCUGAAUAAAAUAAAAUAUAUAGUGCUCCCGUUAUUAAUAAUCACUUCGAUUUGAACAAAUAUGUUUCUGGGAUUGUCAGGAUCAAAUAACAUAUUAGAAACCAACUAUUUAAAAACAAUUUGUGCAUUAGAUUAAACAUAUAAAUCAAACCAAUACAUUUUGUUAAUUUACAACCAUGUUUUCGGUAAGUAAAUCAAAACAAUCAUUUAAUUUACUUUAUGUUUUCUUUUCAAUGUUUGUUAGAUAUUGAAAGAAUUUAUUUUUCAAAAAAUAGGUUUCAGAAUAUUUCAUUAUUUUUGUUUAGAUUUUUCAAAGAUAAUGUGUUUAAAUUUUAGUGGCACAUUUUAUUGUUUUCCACCCACAGUUUGGAUCCCUAUUUUGUAUAGAAAAAAUAGAUUUAAAAUUCAUGGGUAAUAAAUUACAAUUGCAUGUGUAUUAGAACGUUUCAUAUCAAUUUGGAUCUAGUGAUAAUUAUAGUAUAUCAAUAGUAUUCUAAAGCUAAUAAAUUGCAAAAAAAAAUUGCAUGUGUAAUCCGAUAAACUAUAAAAGCCGUAGAGAUGUCAGAUACAAUAUAUAUUGCUCAAUAUUAUAAAUUUUGUAUUUUAUGUAUUUUGUGCAGAUGCGCCUAAAUACUCUAAUAGUAUUAAAUGUUUCAUAAUAUAUUUGUCAUAUAAGGAAGUAGGGUGUAAAUAAUUAUUAACAUUAAUAAAUUUCUAAUUAAAAAUAAAUGACAAUGGCAUUGCAUUGUAAUUUUUUAAAAACCAAAGGCGUAAUCAUACGAGGGAUUCUGCUUUAAUAUAGAUGAACAGUCACUUAAGUAACUUUUGAUUAGGUGUCAAUCAUAGAUAGAUUUUAAGAAAAAUUAUUAUAAUUUGAUUGGUUGCAAUUUUUAAUUAUUUUAAUUAGAUCUAAAAUAAAAUAUAAGUAUAGAACUAAUUAAUAUCACUUACCAAAUAGCCUAAAUGAUAUUACAAAUAAUAAUUUAUGAUAACUUAUUGCGAGAGAAACUGUAGUAAUGUUUGAUUAUUUAUUUUUAUAAUUAUAUACUACAUAAAAUAAUUAGUAUAACACAAUUUAUAUAAAUCAAUAUUACUCUUAUAUAUUAAAUAAGAAGUCACUUAAAUGAUUUUUGCUUAGGCGUCAAUCAUAGAGAUAAUUUAAGAAAAAUUGAUAUAAUUUGAUUAGCUGAAAUGUUUAUUUAUUUUAAUUAGAUCUAAAAUAGAAGGUAAGUAUAGAACGAAUUAAUAUCACUUACCAAAUAGCCAAAAUGAUAUUAUAAAUGAUAAUUUAUGGUAACUAAUUGUCAAAAUUAUAGAAACUGUAGUAAUGUUUGAUUAUUUCUUUUAAUAUUUAUAUACUUCAUAAAAUAAUUAGUAGAACACUAUUUAUAGAAAUCGAUAUAACGAUUUCAUAUUCUUUUAUAAAACAUUAUACUUAUAUAUAAAGAAUUAUAAUAAUUAUUAAUGUCUUAUAGUGUCCAUAUAUGUCUUAUAAGUCAUUAAUAAUAAAUUAAAACAUUUAUAAAAUUAUCUAUCAUGCCUUAUAAAAUUAUUUUAUCUUAAUUUUAAAUUAUUUAUAUGUGUUUAUAAAAUAUUUAUAAAAAUAAAAAAUUCUCCUAUAUAUUAAACGAGAAGUCGCUUACGUGAUUUUUUGUCGAUCAUUUAUGAAAUAUUAAGAAAAUUGUUAUUAUGAUUUGUGUGGUCGAUAAAUUAUAUUACAAAUAAUGAUUUAUGAAACUAAUUGUUGAAAUUAUAUAAAGAAUAAAAACAUUUGAUCAAUUCUUUUUUCUAUUUAUAAACUAAAUAAUAAAAUGAACGAAACUUUUGUAAUCUUUUAAUUAGAUCUAAAAUAAAAAGUAAGUCUAAAAUUAAUUAUUAUUCUUUGCCAAAUAAUCUAAAUUAUAUUACAAAUAAUAAUUAAUGGUAGCUAAUUUUCAAAGUUAUAGAAAGUAUAAUAAUUUUUUUAUCAACUCUUUUUAUAUUUAUAUACUACAUAAAAUAAUGAAUAGAAAACAGUUUAUAGAAAUCGAUAUAAUGAUUUUAUAUUCAUAUAAAAAUAUAGCUGUAUCUAUAAUAAUAAUUAAUAUCUUAUAAUGUCCAUAUGCUUCAUAAAUAAUUAGAUUUUGAAGAUUGGACGGAUUAUAUUUAAUGAUAAUGUGAGAAAUUGAUUUGAAAAAUGUUUGCAUUUAAGUCAGAUAACAUAGUUUUUUUUUUAAUCACUAAAAAAAAAUGGAUUCUAAGAUGGAUUUUUUUUUAUUGAUUGUAUGUUUUGUCUUACUAUGUUUUUUAAAAAGAAUAUUUAGCAAAAAAUAUGUAAAAAAUUAGCAAAAUAUUAGUAAAAAGAAUGAAAUGAUAUUGAGAAAAAUAAAAAAAAAAGACCGAAGAAGAUGCAUAUUAUGUCUUGGUAAAGUUCAUUUGAUAAUUACAUAUAUAUUUCCACAAGCAUUUGUUAUUAAUAAAUAUUCAUCAGUUAUUUUUACAUCAAAUUUAUAGAAAAUUUACGACUGAUUUUUAAACUAUUUGAAGUUAAAAUUUAUAUUUUAAUGUUUCUAAUUAUUUUUCAAAACUUAUAUCAUUGUAUACAUAAUAUAUAUUUUUAUACGACCUGAACCUGAAACUUCCCCUCCUCUAUAUCAAAUCUCUCUAUAUGACCUGCAGAACUUUCAUGAACCUUCAAACACCAACCAAACAGGAGGAUGAUGCCCAACAUUUUAAAUGGGAGAAUCAGCCUAAACAAGAUGCUCAACAAUUCCAAAUUGAAAUACAGCUCGACCAACAACACACCAUAAAGAAAACUGUACCGAGCAAUUCAGAAACCAGAUGUUAUCAAUCCCAUGUUGCUGUAGAAUCUGUUGUUGAAGAUUGUGUGACCAAAUCUUUAUCUCUACUAAAAACCAAAUAUGCAUUCGAAAAUCUCCGUUAUUAGAUCAUAAGUCACCCUCGUGGGGGACAUCGAGAUGUUCGGUGCUGCUCCAUAGUUCUAUGAUGCCUAUACAAAAUAUAAUAAAUUACGAUUUAUUUUAUAGACAAAGAAUUAUAUCAAUAUUAACAUAUGUUUUGUAUUUAGAUAAUUAUAAUCUAAACAAAUAAGUUAUCAUUUUAUAUUUUGGCUUUUCAGUUCUUUGUUAUUAAGACCUAAAAAGUUAGAGGUGUAGUUAUAAGUUUUUACAUUUUUCCCAGAAUAACAGUUGGCAUGUCGUUGGGGACUUUUUUAUUGAUUGUAUGUUUUGUAUUACUAUUUAGAAAGAUAAAUAAAUAUUUAGCAAAAAAAUAUGAAAAAAAUUAUGAAAACAUUAGCAAAAGUUUAAUAAAAUGAACAAAAUGAUAUCGAGAAAAGAAAAAAAAAAGCCAAAGAAGAUGCAUAAUAUGUCUUGGUGAAGUUAAUUUGAUAAUUACAUAUAUAACUUCACAGCAUUUGUUAUUAAUAAAUAUUCAUCAGUUAUUUUUACAUCAAAUUUAUAGAAACUUUACGACUGAUUUUUAAAGGGAAAUUUGGAUUCAUGUCUAUAACAGAUCAUCAAAUUAAGCAUAUAACCAUAAGAAAACUUAGGCUAUGAUAUUUGUAUAAUAAUUGCUAUAUUACCCUUGACAUACACUUUUUUAUUCUUAUAAAUAUGUUUUCCCCUUUUACUUUUAAUUGAUUUUAAUUUUGGUUAGAACAAUUAUUAAACUUUGAAUUUAACAUGAUAAAAACAUAGAUUUUUUUCUACACAUAUUAUGUUUUAAAAUUUUCAAAACAAACAUAUAUUUUAUAAUUUUUUUACAAUAUUCUAUAAACACGACUUUAAAUCUAUACUAUCAUAGAAACAUAUAUAGUAUAGUCAUAUUUUGUUUUCAAAUAAGACACAAUUUUGUUGUAUUCCAAACUAUUUAGAAACAUAGAAUAGAUAAAUAAUAUACAAUAUCAGUCAAAUAUAUUAUUUUAUGUAAUUUAAUAUACACUAAACAUCAUUCCUAUCUAUAAAUAUGUUCUCUUAUAUUGUUUACUACUUAAACUGCAUUGAACCCUAUAAAUAGAUAAUACUAAUAGAUCAAAUUAUUACGUAUUACAACAUAUAUGGUUAAAAUAAUCUAUUCUAUAUCGAAAUUAUAAAUAGAAUAGUAUAUGAUUAUAAUGUGUGAUAUACACACACCCCCUCACCGUAAAGGACUGUAAUGUAUAUUUAUGUGGCAUAAUGACACAUUUUCCAAAGUAUGUCUAUAUUCUUCAUUUUUUUCUCUGCUAUGGUUAUACAGCAAAUUGUCUCAUUUUUAAACUAUUUGAAAUUAAAAAUUAUAUUUUAAUAUUUUUAAUUAUUAUUCAAAACUUAUACCAUUGUAUACAUAAUAUAUAUUUUAUAUGAUAUUUAUAUCCGCGAAUUCGCAAGCAACCACUUUUUUUUUUGAAACUCCAAAAAAAAAGGUGGUUGUUUGCGAAUUCGCGGAUAUAAAUAUCAUAUAAACUUAUUUUGUAUUAAAAAUGUAUAUUUAUAUGGACAAAUUUAUUUUUUAAAAAAUUCUAAAAAUCAUCUUUGUGAUGACACGUGGUACAAAAACAUAUUGUAAUGCUCCAAAAUUAAUAUAUAGGGGAUUAGGCCUCUUUCAGUUUCCUAGCUGUUCUUAAUUUUUUGGAGACUUAGAAACCAUCCAGCUUUCAAAUCAGAAUGGGAUCAAGCCAAUAACUUGUAUCAGAUGUGCAUUUGUAUUCACAUUCUUUGCAAAAAAAAAAAAAAAGAAGAAGAUUAAGCUCCAUUAAACUUAUUUGUUCUCUUUUACAGGCGCUCUGAUACCAAACGUAAAAACUUGAUAGAAAGACAUAACUUAAUAUUACAAGUCCCUAAAGACUUGCUUAACUAAUACAAAUCAGAACAGUGAUCAAUUCAAAUGACCAAAUAAAUAAAAUAACCAACAAGUGGGCAUUGCCAUUUUGGUAUCUAGAUCCAUGACUUGAUUUAGAUCUAUUAUCUUGUAAUAGUACUUACCAAAUACGGACAACUCAACAAAUCAAGAAAGAACAAGGGAAUGUUUGAUUUGGUAGAUAAGAUAUGAUUCAUAAUUGGAGCACGUGAAGUUACACUCCCACUCCGCUUUAGCUAGUUGGAGAUAUCUCAUUUGAUCCCCCCAAAUCUCUACAUUAUGUAUUUACUUUCCAAGCUAUUUUUAAUUGUUAUUAACUAAAUGUUCAAUUUCAUCACACUAGUUUAUGGUAACUUUUUGAGCCUAUAUGUCUUGAUCUCCGUGUUAAAUGGCAGAGCUUCCUGAAAUUUUGUCUUCUCCCGCGAAUAAUAACAUCAUACAUGUUAAGACAAACACAUAAAGGGACAAUACAAGUAAUCAUCAAAUCGAUUAAGCUCCACUGAUCCGAUCUAUCAAACCAUAAAGAAAAUUAAGCUCAUUUUAAGAGAGUAAUAUAUAAGUUGAGAAUUAACUCGUAGUUAUGUUAUGUUACAAAGCUAGCUACUAAGUAAUGUCGAGGUCUUCUGAUUAUUAUCAAUUUUCUCGCAUUUAAUCGUUAAUAAUUUUUAGAUGUUACAAAUAUUUUAUCUUAAUUAACAUAAUCCCUUAACGUUACAAUAUGCACAAUUCCAUAUUUUCAACUAAUAUUUCAGUGGUCAACACAAGAGACCAACGACCAGUCUGUUAUUAUACACAUAAAGAUUCCAUGAGCCAAUAAUACGAAUUGAAAAAGAAUGUUACAUAUCAUUCUCCAUUUUAUUUUAUAAGAAUAAAUGAAACAAAAAGGCGAAAAAGGAGGUCACGCCAUCCGUCAUGUAGCCGUUGCACCUUCCUCUUCUUUUAUCCCCUUUUAAAUACUCUUUCAACGUUUCCUCAAACGCUCCACUUUUGGUUACCAAAAAAAAAAAAAAAAAAAAUCUUUAAUCUCUUGAUGCAAUGGUGAGAUCAAUCCAAGAAGGAGACUUGAUGACGUCUUCACCUUCUUCCUCUUCAACAACCACAAGCAACGGAACCGACUCCGACGGUUCCCUCAGCCCCUCCUCCUCCUCAAAAAGCUUCGUCCUCAGCGCUCUCACUCCCUUUAUCACCGCCGCGUACAAGCCACUCGCCGUCCUCUCCGCUCACGUCGGCUCUGUUUCUUCGCUAGCCCUCUGCGGCGAGUUCUUGCUAAGUGCCUCUCAGGGGAAAGACAUCAUCGUCUGGCAACAGCCAGAUCUCAAGAUCUUCGCGAAGUUCGGACAAGGAGACGGGUCCGUGAAGGCUUUGGUCAGCGUGGGAAGCAAAGUGUUUACCGCUCAUCAAGACAGCAGAAUCAGAGUCUGGAAAGUAUCUCGGAGAAGCUCCGAGAACGCUUUCCGCCUUGUCGACACGCUGCCCACGACUAAAGAUUACUUGGGGAAGUUUAUGAAACAAAGUAACUACGUUCAGACGAGGAGGAACCACAAGCGUCUCUGGAUAGAACACUCGGACAGCAUCUCUUGCCUUGCGGUCCACGCUGGAAUAAUCUACUCAGGGUCGUGGGACAAGACUCUCAAAGUUUGGAGAUUGUCGGAUCUCAAGUGUCUUGAGUCCAUCAAGGCACAUGAUGAUGCCAUUAACGGUCUUUUCGUCGGAGAAGGUAGAGUGUACUCCGCGUCUGCCGACGGGAAGAUCAAGAUUUGGGGGAAGGAGAAAAGAAAGCAGACGGGAUCGUCUUUGUCUUCUCAUUCUUCUUCUUCUUCUUGUUCACAUGUUCUGAAGGCGACACUGGAGGGUCGUGCGGAGGUUUCGGUGAACUCGGUGGUGGUUUCCGGCGACGGGAAGUGGGUAUACGGAGGAGGGUCAGAUGGGUUUGUGAUGGGAUGGGAGAAGAGAGAGAAAGGAGGAGACUUUGAGGAAUGGGAGUUAGGGUUUGAGAUGAGAGGACAUAAGAUGGCGGUUCUGUGUAUGUGUCUGGUUGGGGAAAUGGUGUGUAGUGGAUCGGCUGAUAAGAGCAUUGGACUGUGGAAGAGAGAAGGGAGUGGUAAGCUCUGUAAAGUUGGAGUCAUACAAGGGCAUGAAGGUCCGGUGAAAUGCUUGCAAGCUUCUCCCAACAAUGUGGGUGCUGGAUUCAUGCUUUACAGUGGAGGUCUUGACAAGAGCAUUAGGGUUUGGUGGGUGCCAAAACAAGACAACUUAGAAGAAGAGAAGAAGAAAACAAGUUUUAAAACAUUGUUGAUGCAGCAGGAAUGAGUGAAAGAUAUUUUAUUUGGUAUUAUAUUUUUGUGGUUUUCAUAUACGUUUUGGUUGAUAUUUGUAAUUUGUUAUUCGAUUUGUAAAGUCGAGAGUUUUUUUUUCUCCAAGAUAUAUAAAUGAUAUUGAUUCGUUUUGAUUGACUUGAGUUUCUUCAACCAACAUAAUCCUUUGCUUAAUGUAAGUUCAUGUAUCCUAAUUAUAUGUUGAAUUGAUUGAGAACAUGAAUGAGAUUUUUAAUUUGUUAACUAAGACCAUGAUUAACUCAAGUUUUUAGGAUGGGGUUCUUAGCUCCGGCUAAAAAUCCUUUCUUAGCUCCGGCUAAGAACUCUUUCUUAGCUUUUAACUAAGAGUCGGUUCUUAGCCGAAAAAUAUAUAAAAAAAAUGUCAAUUCAUGAGUUAAGAACCUCAAAUUAAAAACCUGAGUUAAUCAUGUUCUAACAUGUGUGUCUUCUACCAACUAUUUUUGGUCCUAAUAAAGAUAAUACAGUAAAGUAAAGUCUCAUGCUUUGGGGUUGUCUUUGCUUUGUAUUGAAACUGUAGCAAUGGGGGGUGAUGGCUUCUGCGUUGGACAAUAUAUUGUGUUGAGCCUACUUUUUAGGCUUUGAUCGCCGUCCAAUUAUCAAAACAAGAGUUAUGCAACUUUUUCCAUCACCAUCAUGCUUUAACCAUGUCCAAUUAAUGUUUUAUUUGUUUAUUAAUCAGAUGCACCCAUCAUAAUGGACCAACCUGUUGUUUUGAAAGUGAAGCAUAUAGCAAGCUUUGUUUAUUCCAAAGUAUAUUCAGCAAAAAAGCAUAUAUAAUUCCCCAGUUUUAAAUAUAAAAAUGCGAUGAGAAAGCUUCGAAGGGAUGCAUGUAGCCAAAACAUAAGUGUAUUCAUAUGUGUAGAUGCGUUUCUUUUUGAAUUCGGAAGAGAGUAGGUAAAGUGUGAUUAUAACCUCUUCAGGAAGAAACAUUAUCAUAUUCUCGUCCCAGAGCCAAAACCCCUAAUUAUUUAUCAUAAAAGGGUACUUGUAGUCGUGUAUAUAGACUAGAGAUGUUGAUUUUGGAAAGAGAAAAAAGAAAUACCUUUUUGAAUUACAUGAAAAUAUAAAUGACCCAGCUUAAAUUAAGUCAUCAAGCGCAAAAAGACAUCACCAAAAACUAAGGAUCAUUUGAACUACUUAAUUAAAUGAGAAAUUGACCUUCCUGGCAGUAUCCCUAUCUUUCAAUAGAUCUCCUUCCGUUCCUCAGUCGUCAAGCAAUCUCCAGAUGUUGUAUCAUUUGCUUUCUCGUUUCCACGACUAGGCUUGGCUUCCCAAGGCCUCGUCCGAUAUUUCAGAUGAUCAGUACAAUUCUCUAAUAAGUUCCACUAACAUCAUGGAUUUUGUCACUUCCUUCUCUAUGGCCUCUUCCAAUAUUUCAGAUGUUACACCCAGUACUCCAACUCUUGUCUCGAUGCCCCCGUUAGAUUGUGGCCAAAACCGCUUUUUCUCAUAGUAGAAAGUCUCCUCGUAGGCAUGCAGAAUCAUCCCAAGUAAUUACUUUACCUGUGUACCAGCUCUUGAAGUCAGUAGCUUCAACAGCAUUUUUCAUGGCACUGAUCCAGUCACCUCACAGAAUUUCUUCUCCCACACUGGAAUCUCAUCGUCUUAACCAGAACUUUUGCAAAAGAAAAAAAAGUUAGAUAAUCUCACCAUUCGGUUUCGAAUAAGCUACACAGGUGUCUUUUUAAGAAAAGUCCUAAUUUUGGUAACGGCCCGAGUUUUUACGUUCGUCUAUAAAUGGGCCAAAAGUUGAAGACAGUUUUUAGGGCUCCUAGAAUUCUUGGUUGACCUAAAUAUUCCAAUAAAAUUGUAGAAUACGAUUUUGUCACUUCCAGGGCAAAUGAUUGAGGGAGAAAACAUUGAUUCUAUCGUAUACAACUUGCAUAUGCACAUUACUGAUUUUGAAUGUUAGUUACAAAGUGUUUCAAAAAAAAAAAGAAUGUUAGUUACAA
Molecule: messenger RNA, 14493 nt
Organism: Brassica rapa (field mustard)
Lineage: Eukaryota; Viridiplantae; Streptophyta; Magnoliopsida; Brassicales; Brassicaceae
Product: protein JINGUBANG
Molecular function (GO): protein binding
Source: RefSeq, a predicted model, not a curated record